UCACUUCCGGGUUUCUUUUUUUCCCCUCUGAUUCAAUAUGGUAGACGAAGCAACUCGCCGGGUGGUGUCACAGAUUCCAUUGCUGAAAACUGGAGCCAGUCCCAGGGAUAAGGAGCUUUGGGUUCAGCGGCUAAAGGAAGAAUAUCAAGCCCUUAUUAAGUAUGUUGAGAACAACAAGAAUGCAGAUAAUGACUGGUUUAGAUUGGAGUCUAAUAAAGAAGGAACCAGGUGGUUUGGAAAGUGCUGGUAUAUACACGACCUUCUGAAGUAUGAGUUUGAUGUUGAGUUUGACAUUCCUGUCACGUACCCCUCAACAGCUCCUGAAAUCACUCUUCCAGAGCUCGAUGGCAAAACAGCAAAAAUGUACAGAGGUGGGAAGAUCUGCCUGACUGAGCACUUCAAACCCUUAUGGGCACGCAAUGUUCCUAAGUUUGGGCUGGCACAUCUCAUGGCAUUAGGGUUGGGGCCUUGGUUGGCAGUGGAGAUUCCAGAUCUCAUCAGCAAGGGACUGAUUGAACAUAAAGGGAAAUGAAUUUGAGAUUCCAUAAGAAGAAACUCUAGUAAAGAAUAUCUCAUCUAUAAUGACUGACACCAAGGCAUUAGAGGGGAUACCAUAUACCAAUGAUAUUUAACACAGUCUGGGUACCGUACCCCACCAAGGAACCUAAAAACUCUGCUUGUAAAAAGACUUUAUUUUAACGAUUAUUUGAACAAAAGGAACCUAAAUGUGCAUUUUUACCAGUGCCAUCAUGACCUUCAUUAACAUCACAAUAAAUACAAUGCUUACAGCA
Messenger RNA from Bombina bombina (fire-bellied toad), 791 nucleotides. It is a transcript of the gene UFC1, whose product is annotated as ubiquitin-fold modifier conjugating enzyme 1. Gene Ontology annotation, biological process: protein K69-linked ufmylation. Gene Ontology annotation, molecular function: UFM1 conjugating enzyme activity. Gene Ontology annotation, cellular component: cytoplasm. The coding region runs from base 38 to 532 and encodes 164 amino acids. NCBI's taxonomy places the organism in Eukaryota, Metazoa, Chordata, Amphibia, Anura, Bombinatoridae. The transcript is spliced from 6 exons. The record is from RefSeq and is a predicted model, not a curated record.